UUGAGAUUAGAAAUUAUAAUGGCCGGAGUAAUAAAGAAAUUUUUCGUUGCAUCAUUGUUUAUGUGGGUGGCUCCAAUCACAAUUUUAUAUGGUUUUAACCAUCAACUGUUUCCUGGUUCAACUCAAUUAUCCUCCUAUUCACAAACGUUGCUUAGUGGAUUCCUUGCUGUCAUAUCUUUCAAUAUGGUCAUAGCAUUCUACAUUUGCAUGGCAAUGAAAGAGCCUUCAGAUAGACAUGAACCAGAUCCUGCUUUCCUUGCAGAGGCCAAAUCCAGUAUUAGCCAAUCUACUCCAUGUGAAAGUGGAGACUCUUCCCAAGCCCGAGAAAAACAAGAGUAGGAAAUGUUAAUCCAGUCUUCCUUUCUCAAACUAACCAGCCAAGUUCAAAAGCUCUUUCACAUCAAUUUAUUGGAAGGCAUUGAUCUACAAGCUAUACAAAAUUGUUCAGGUAACAAGUACCAUAGUUAACUUGGUUAACUAGUUUGGUCCCUCUGCUUCACAUUUCACUGUAUUUUUCAUAUUUUGAAGUAGUAUUUUGUAAUCUAUGGGGUGGCUGAAGAAGUUUAAAACUGAUUCGUUAAUCUGGAUUUGAUAAGUGAUACCGAUGAGGCUGGCCCAUUGCAGGGCCUCCUUAUAUUUUGGAUUCAAGCAAUUGUUGGACAUACCAAUACAUUGGUCUGAAUACAAUUGUCACCUGCAAGUUGGAUCAGUUCCUUUUCA
Messenger RNA from Telopea speciosissima, 720 nucleotides. RefSeq lists its product as uncharacterized. Bases 19 to 339 code for a protein of 106 amino acids. Gene Ontology annotation, cellular component: endoplasmic reticulum membrane. The record is from RefSeq and is a predicted model, not a curated record. NCBI's taxonomy places the organism in Eukaryota, Viridiplantae, Streptophyta, Magnoliopsida, Proteales, Proteaceae. The transcript has 3 exons. Gene Ontology annotation, biological process: vacuolar proton-transporting V-type ATPase complex assembly.